Drosophila serrata is the source of this 1573-nucleotide messenger RNA. Its product is annotated as kelch-like protein 3. Lineage: Eukaryota; Metazoa; Arthropoda; Insecta; Diptera; Drosophilidae. Gene Ontology annotation, molecular function: protein binding. The record is from RefSeq and is a predicted model, not a curated record.
AUGAGUCUUCCUCAAUUAAUCGAUGACCUGCAGCGUCUGUCCGAAGAUCAGGAUAGUGCUGAUGUUGUCUUUAUUUGCGGCCGAGAUGAACGCAUUUAUGCCCACAGAUUAAUGCUGAUGGCUCGAUGCAAGAGCUUCAAGACCGCCAAGCGGGGCGAGGUGUGCCGGAUACCCGGAUGCACUGUCUCUCCAGGGGCACCGGGUGCCUCGACGCCAACUACCAUAAGAUUGCCGCACGUAAAUCCAGAACUAUUCAGACAAUUCAUACUUUAUGUGUACACAGCCAAGUUGGUUCUGCAGGACUCGCAAGUAUUCCAAAUGAUGAUGAUGGCCCAGGAUAUGGGCGUGGUUGAGCUGCGUACAGCUUGUGAGGAUCAUGUUAUAUCCACUUUAUCGGUGGAUAAUGCCUGCACAUUUUUAACCGCCGUAAUGGAUAUACACGAGAAAGCAGGUGCCAAGUGUGCUGCCUCAUUUAUGGAACGCUGCAUCAUCUUCAUUGGUGAAAAUGCCAUUGAAUGUGUGAAAACUAAUGCGUUUUUGACUUUAACCAAGGAUGCCAUCAUCAAGAUUAUUUCCUCAGACUAUUUCUGCCUGGAGGAAGAGGAAGUCUGGCGCUGUGUCUUGGCCUGGGCCAAAUAUCAAGCAGGAGUCACGCAACCCACUGCCCAUUGGACCGAAGAGGAGCGUGCUCGUGUCUGUCAGCAUCUAAGCGGUGUUAUGGGUCACGUUCGUCUCCUGCUCAUCGACAGUCAAGUUUUCGCCGAGGAAGUGGAACCCACUGGGGCGGUGCCCAUGGAGCUAUCCCUGGAACGCUAUCGCUAUGCCGCCCUGCAUGCUAACAAAAUGAUGGAAAACGACAAGAGACUCCAGCCACGUCUUACCGUGGCGGUUAAUAUGUUUCCAGGUUCUCAAAUCCUCAGGAAUGACAAGUUACCUUUGCAAGCGGUGCUCAACAAUUGGUACGGAGUGCCAAAGCAAGCCUGGAGAUUGGUUUUCCGGGCCUCCACACAUGGCUACGAUUCGGGGUCCUUUCAUCGCUACUGCGAUGGCGUGGCUCCCUGCAUGGUCAUUGGCUUGGGUGCCCACGGAGAGAUCAGUGGGGGCUAUACAGACGUGGCCUGGGCCAAAACAAGUCGCAAAGGUGGCUACGUACACUCGGAUCGGGCCUUUCUCUUUACCCUUAAUCCUGCCAAUGGCGAGCAGCCUUCAAAGUUUGAUAUUGUGAAGAAACCCUAUGCUAUCUGCUAUCAUCCAGAUUGCGGUCCCAUUUUUGGUGCUGGUGCGGAUUUGCUCAUCUCCAGCAAUUGCCACACGAAUAUGGACUCCUAUUCGAACCUUCCCCAUUCCUACGAUGGCACCAAUGCCGCUCACUUGACGCUGUUUGGCGACUACAACUUCACCAUUAGCGACUAUGAGGUUUACACUCUAGCUUCCCCGGGAGGAGCGAGUGGAGGAGGAGCAGGAAGUGGUGGACCAGCAGGUGGUGGACCUAGUCACAGCCACAAUCACAACCAGAACCCGGCUCCUGGGGUGCUGCCCACAAAGGGGAAAUACGAUAGGUAUUAGAGAGAGG